Theobroma cacao (cacao) is the source of this 2207-nucleotide messenger RNA. RefSeq names its product Pentatricopeptide repeat (PPR) superfamily protein. NCBI's taxonomy places the organism in Eukaryota, Viridiplantae, Streptophyta, Magnoliopsida, Malvales, Malvaceae. The record is from RefSeq and is a predicted model, not a curated record. Gene Ontology annotation, molecular function: protein binding.
UACCAAGCCAACCCGGAAUAGUCGGUUACCCGCGGUGAACCGACAUUCCCAAACGUCCAUCCGACCUGAACAAUCUUUACAACGUUCAAAACUGAACCAGACAUAAGUAAAACACUCGACAAAACUAUCUUUAGAUGGAGAUAUCGUCCCUUCUUGGUACUGGGUUUCACCUCCAAAUUCUCACCUUUCCAUCACCGUCGUCUUUUCCCAGAAUUCCUUCCCUGUCCCCUCCCACCCCAAGAGCCAGCAUCUCUAAUCUCAACUCGGCAACAUCAACGACAGCAACUCCCGUUAAAGAACCCAAUCCUACUCGGCCUCACUCCAAGUCUUACUUACAAAGAAAAUCCGCUCUUCUUGAAGUCCAACAAUCUUCUGAUUUGAACUCUGCCCUUCAAAAUUUUGGUGGAAUUUUAAAGCCGCAAGACUUGAAUGUAAUUAUACGACAUUUCGGGAAGUUAGGCAAAUGGCACCAUCUUUCUGAGCUAUUUGCUUGGAUGCAGCAGCAUGGGAAGACCAAUGGUUCAUCUUAUAGCAGUUAUAUAAAAAUUAUGGGGAAAAAACUCAGCCCUAUUAAAGCCUUGGAAAUUUACAAUAGCAUUCCGGAUGAAUCAACUAGAAUCAAUGUUUUUAUAUGUAAUUCUCUGCUUAGUUCUUUGGUUAGGAAUGGCAAAUUCGAGAGUGGUAUCAAAUUGUUUGAUAAGAUGAAGCAGGAUGGCCUAACCCCAGAUUCUGUCACCUAUAACACGUUGUUGGCAGGUUGCAUUAAAAUCAAACAUGGGCAUUCUAAGGCGUUAGAGUUGAUUAAGGAGUUGAAAUAUAAUGGUUUGAAAAUGGACAGUGUGAUGUAUGGAACUCUUUUGGCUGUUUGUGCUUCGAGUGGUCUUCAUGAAGAAGCUCAAAACUACUUUAACCAGAUGAGGGAGGAAGGUCAUUCACCUAAUUUAUAUCAUUACAGCUCUUUACUUAAUGCUUACUCUUAUGAUGGAAAUUACCGUAAGGCUGAUGAGUUGGUGGAGCAAAUGAAAUCUUCAGGGUUAGUACCAAACAAGGUUAUACUGACAACUUUAUUAAAGGUAUAUGUUAGAGGAGGCUUGUUUGAAAAAUCAACAGAACUAUUAGCUGAAUUGGAAGCUUUGGGCUACGCUGAAGAUGAGAUGCCUUACUGUUUAUUGAUGGAUGGUCUUUCAAAAGCUGGGCGUCUAGAUGAAGCAAGAUCAGUUUUUGUUGAAAUGCAGCAAAAAUGUGUCAAAUCUGAUGGAUAUUCCCAUAGCAUCAUGAUCUCAGCUCUGUGCCGAGCUGGGCUUUUUGAAGAGGCAAAGGAGUUGGCCCAAGAUUUUGAAGCCAAGUAUAACAAGUAUGACCUGGUAAUGUUAAAUACAAUGCUUUGUGCCUACUGCAGAGCAGGUGAGAUGGAGAGUGUAAUGCAAACAAUGAAGAAGAUGGAUGAACUUGCAAUCAGUCCAGAUUAUAACACCUUUCGUAUCCUGAUAAAAUAUUUCUGUAAGGAGAAAUUAUAUCUUCUUGCUUAUAAGACCAUGGCGGACAUGCAUGGUAAAGGCUAUCAUCCAGAGGAGGAACUUUGCUCCUCCUUAAUUUUUCAACUCAGUAAAAUGAAAGCCCAUUUGGAAGCAUUUUCUGUUUACAAUAUGUUGAGGUAUAGCAAAAGAGCAAUGUGCAAGGCCCUUCACGAGAAAAUUCUGCAUAUUCUAAUAGCUGGACAACUUCUCAAAGAUGCAUAUGUAGUAGUCAAGGAUAAUGCAGAAUUGAUCUCUCAACCUGCUAUAACAAAGUUUGCAACUGCAUUCAUGAAGUUAGGUAAUAUCAACAUGAUAAACGAUGUCCUGAAGGUUCUUCAUGGUUCUGGCUAUAAGAUUGAUCAGGGACUGUUUCAGAUGGCCAUAUCAAGAUAUCUUGGUCAGCCUGAAAAGAAGGAAUUGCUUCUGCAGUUGCUGCAAUGGAUGCCAGGUCAUGGAUAUGUUGUUGAUUCAUCAACAAGAAACAUGAUACUUAAGAACUCUCAGUUAUUAGGUCGCCAGCUCACUGCAGAGAUAUUGUCCAAGCAGCAUAUGAUGUCAAAAGUGUCAAGGUCUACUUAGAUCAUGGAUGGAUCAGCAUUUAACAAAAUAGUGUAAAUUGAACGAGACAAUUCAAGUCAAUUAAUCUAAUUUGGUUCUGAUUUUAAGAAAAUCUGUUUCCUUUGUGUUUAA